Messenger RNA from Dentiscutata erythropus, 163 nucleotides. The record is from the annotation of a GenBank genome assembly. NCBI's taxonomy places the organism in Eukaryota, Fungi, Glomeromycota, Glomeromycetes, Diversisporales, Gigasporaceae.
CACCGAACCUACGACAAAGAAAAAGCCGCACUACAAGAAACACCAAAUUGGACGACACCAGAAACAAAAAACCACCAAACCGGAUGACACCAACGACGAAAGAAGAAAGCACGCUGCAAAGAAUACCGAAUGGGAGGCACUAGGGACGGAAAAGAAACACUGA